Amorphotheca resinae ATCC 22711 is the source of this 1837-nucleotide messenger RNA. RefSeq lists its product as hypothetical. Bases 313 to 1575 code for a protein of 420 amino acids. The record is from RefSeq and is a predicted model, not a curated record. Gene Ontology annotation, cellular component: cytoplasm. NCBI's taxonomy places the organism in Eukaryota, Fungi, Ascomycota, Leotiomycetes, Helotiales, Amorphothecaceae. Gene Ontology annotation, molecular function: identical protein binding; L-ornithine transaminase activity; pyridoxal phosphate binding. The transcript is spliced from 2 exons.
CGGUCCUCGUCUGACCCCUAAAGGCAAGAUUGAACGGAUUCAAAGUAAAACUCUUGCAGAAGUGGCCACCUGACAGGCAAAUCAAGAGUCUUCCGCAUCUACUUGCACUUAAAGGUCUAGUUCAUUUUCACUCCUGCGCUGCCUCUUUAAGUCGACAUCAUCCCCUCCAAGUUUCUUCUCUUCUCCCCCACACCAACAAACCCACCAAAAACUUAAAACAACAACCGGACACACGACAGGACUCGCUCCAAAUCCCCCUCAAGACAGAGAACUACCCCCGCCCAUUUCAUACGACAGCAUUAAUCAAUAGCCAUGGCACCACACGCUGACGGCGCCGUCGAUGCCAAUAGCAGCGCUCUCAAGCCUACUGCCCCAGCAUUCCAGCCAAAGUCCAGGUACCAUGCCACCUCCACAGCCGCUGCGAUCGAGGCCGAACAUGAAUACGCUGCACACAACUACCACCCCCUUCCCAUCGUCUUUGCCCGCGCCCAAGGUGCUAAUGUUUGGGAUCCCGAGGGAAAGCAUUACAUAGACUUCCUCUCUGCCUACAGCGCUGUCAAUCAAGGCCAUUGCCAUCCGGAGCUCGUGAAAGCUUUAUGCACACAGGCGCAACGGCUUACCCUCUCCUCCCGCGCUUUCCAUAACGAUGUCUUCCCAAAGUGGGCUGAGAAAGUCAGGGAGGUUUUCGGCUAUGACAUGGUUUUGCCCAUGAACACUGGUGCCGAGGCAGUCGAGACGGCCAUCAAGAUUGCCAGGAAGUGGGCAUACAAGGUGAAGGGUGUCCCACAAGGCAAGGCUUUGGUCUUUGGUGCUGCCGAAAAUUUCCACGGAAGAACUGUCACUGCGAUCUCCCUGUCCACCGAUCCUGAAUCCCGCGAUAACUACGGCCCCUACGUUCCUGGUAUCAGCGCCAUAUCCCCAUCGACGAACCAGCCGAUCCGCUAUAAUAACAUUGCCGACCUCGAGGAAGUCCUGGAAGCACAUGGGAAAGAGACCGCAGCCUUCAUCGUUGAGCCGAUUCAAGGCGAGGCCGGCGUGGUGGUCCCAGCAGACGACUACCUGACGAAAGUACACGAGCUGUGCAAGAAACACAAUGUUCUCUUGAUCUGUGAUGAAAUUCAGACUGGUAUUGGACGAACAGGUCGCAUGUUGUGCUCAGAAUGGGCAAACAUCAAACCCGACAUGGUUACUCUCGGCAAGGCUAUCUCAGGGGGCAUGUACCCCGUCUCAUGUGUGCUUAGUUCGAAAGAAGUAAUGCUCACCGUUGAGCCUGGAACUCAUGGUUCGACAUACGGAGGCAAUCCUCUCGGCUGUGCAGUCUCUAUCCGCGCGCUCGAAAUCAUGGAAGAGGAGAACCUCACCGCGCGCGCCGAGUCGCUGGGCCAGAUACUGCGUCAGGGCCUCGCUGACCUGAAGGCACCUAUGAUCAAGCUCAUCCGAGGCAAAGGUCUCCUGAACGCUAUCGUGAUCGACGAGUCAAAGACAGGCGGCCAUUCUGCGUGGGAUCUAUGCAUGCUGAUGAAGAGCAAGGGUUUACUGGUAGGGCGAUGCGUGCACGGAGGUAUCAAGGAAUGAAUGCUAACACUGUUGAUUACCAGGCUAAACCUACUCAUGAGAACAUCAUUCGGCUGGCACCGCCAUUGGUGAUUAGCGAGGAAGAGAUUCGGAAUUCAUUGAAGAUCAUUAGCGACGCGGUCAAAGAAUUGCCCAGCUUGAAGGGCAAAGUAGAGGCUUAGGCCAUUCACGAUACGGAGAAGGGCGUUUCAUAUUGGACUGGAGAUUUGAAGGAAUACCCUCGAGCGGGGUCAUCUGGGGACAAGCGAAUUGGAACCGUGGG